Amyelois transitella is the source of this 1922-nucleotide messenger RNA. Its product is annotated as nose resistant to fluoxetine protein 6. The transcript has 12 exons. The record is from RefSeq and is a predicted model, not a curated record. Lineage: Eukaryota; Metazoa; Arthropoda; Insecta; Lepidoptera; Pyralidae. Bases 9 to 1922 code for a protein of 637 amino acids.
UAUACGUAAUGGGUAAUUUUAAGUAUAUGUUUAGCUGUGUUGUGCUUCACUUAUUAUUAUUGAAAUGUUGUUCCGGUGUCAUUUAUAGAUUAAAUGAAACACAAUAUGAGUCAAUGCCGCCUCUGUUCGCGAUGGACCACUACGAGGCUUGUCUCCAUGACCUGGACGGUAUGUACUGUGUAGCUGACUUCGAUUUGUAUGCUGUUGGUCACUCCGACCUUAUGAAGCUUAUACAGGAAUAUUCUGCUCACACACUAAAGCACUACAAUCACACACAAAUCCACAGAGGGAUUUGUGUCACAAGAACUUGCAAACAACAUAUAGAGAAAAACACAACAAAUGAGACAGCGGACCUAAGUCGCGUCCUUGAGGGGUGCCUUAACGAAUCCAUAUGGUUGAACUACAAAAUCCAAGCAAGACUGAAUAACAUUAAAUACUGUGAUAAAGCGAAUGAAACUAUGAGUUUGGAUGUGUAUGAUAUGGUCAUGGUUGUGGUUUAUUUUAUAAUAAUAAUUCUUAAUCUAGCCGGAAGCCUGUAUGAUGUCGCGUUCUCCAAGAAACCGGGAAGAGGAAAUCCCUAUUUACUAGCGUUCUCCAUUCGUCGCAAUUGGGCCAAACUGGUGGAGCCCGGGGGAACGGGCUCAGAGCCAAGACUGGAUCGGUUGAAGACAUUUUAUGGACUAAGGACACUGACGAUGAUCUGCGUGUUUUUUUCACACACCGUGCUUAUAAUGUCUCAUUCGUACAUCGACGACCCUCUUUACAUUGAAAGGUCUCCCGACGAACCUCUCAAACAGCUUCUCUUCAACGGGAGCUUGGUGACUCACACGUUCUUCGUCAUGUCCAGCUUCCUCCUCGCCUACAACUUCCAGUUGUACUCGGAGAAGACUAAAAUCACAUGGGUCCAGGUCCCCAAGGGCAUACUUCUCAGGUGGCUUCGGUUAACCCCAACAUUUGGCCUGGUGGUGUUCACCAUAUCGACCCUCAUGCGUCACGCCGGCAGCGGCCCCCUCUGGCAGCUGGUGGUGGGCAGCGAGGCGGCCGCCUGCAGGCAGUACUGGUGGGCGCACCUGCUGUACAUCAACAACUAUAUCUACGAUGAUGCGUACUGUAUGCCGCAGACGUGGUACCUGGCUGCAGACACCCAGAUGUUUUGCAUCGGCAUCAUCGUCUGCUUCAUCGCGCGCACUCCUCGCGUCCAGAAGAUCAUCAUGCCAAUCCUGAUGAUGGUGUCAGUUGGUAUCGUGGGGACUCACACGUACUUCCAAGACUUGGAUCCUGUGGUGCUGCAGGCGCCUGAAAAGUACCGCAACCUCUACGAGAAUGAUGACACCUUUCGUCUGCUGUACAUCCGGGGUCACACCAACUUGUCCACCUACUCCCUGGGCCUGGCCGGUGGCUUCUACCUGUAUUACCUGCAGCAGGAGAAGAAAGACUGGAACAAAUACAAAAUUUACCGAUGGGCCUUUUGGUUGAUGGCUCCUCUCGCGGUAGGCAUCAUCCUCUCUGGGGGUAUCUUCUACACGGACGAAGACACCAUCCCCGAGGCCUGGAAGGUUCUGUAUGCCAUGUUCUACAAGCCAGCGUUCCAGGUGCUCGUAGUAACGCUUAUCAUUGGGACAGCGCUUAAAUUCGAGAAAAUAUACCGGGGUAUUUUAGAAUGGCGCGGGUUCAGAUGGACCGGCCGCGUGAGCUACAGCGCGUUUUUGUUGCACACGGUUUUCCAAAGGGGUCUCAUCGGUAUACAAACUACUCCUAUACAUAUGACAGACUAUUUUGUGGUAACAGUGCUGAUGGCAACAAUCAUCAUGUCAUUCCUGGGAUCAGCUGUCCUCUGGCUGUUAUUCGAGUCUCCGAUAUCAGCGCUCAUCAAGGCUGUAAUGCGACCACAGAAAAAUCAGGACCAAAAUCAGAAUGUCUGA